AUGGAGCCCCCGACCGGCACCGAGAACGCCCGCCUGGUCAGCCCGCGAGGCGGCCACGCCGACGGCAGCCUGCGCCUCAAGAGUCUGUUCACAGGCUCCCAGGACCACCCUGCACUGGCGCCUCACCCGGCUUCAGCUCUCCACUGCCGCUGCAGCCUCCCGGCCCCCAGCCCCGGGCGGGACAGGCUCCCUAGCCGGCAGCUGAGAGUCGCCUGCGCCGUCUGCUGCCUCUUCAUGGUCGGGGAGGUGAUAGGUGGGUACUUGGCGCACAGCCUGGCCAUCAUGACGGACGCGGCCCACCUGCUGACGGACGUGGGCAGUAUGUCCGUGAGCCUCUUCUCCCUUUGGGUCUCCACCCGCCCACCCACCAAGACCAUGACCUUCGGCUGGCACCGCUCAGAGGUGUUGGGUGCGCUGGCCUCUGUCCUCUCCAUCUGGGUUGUGACCGCGGCCCUCGUCUACCUGGCGGCCGCCCGCAUCAUCAGCAACGACUACGAGAUUGAGGCGCGAGCCAUGCUGGCCACAUCCGCCUGUGCCGUUGGCGUCAACCUGGUCAUGGCCUACAUCCUGCACCAGUCCCCCGCCGGCCAUGGCCACGGCACAGUGGGCUAUGAGCAGCUGGAGAGCUCUGGGGGGUGCCAGCCCAGCCGUGCCCCCCUGCCUGGCAGCACCAGCGUGCGGGCAGCCUUCGUCCACGUGGUUGGUGACCUGCUGCAGAGCGUCGGUGUCCUCGUGGCUGCCACUAUCAUCUACUUCAAGGUGCCCAGGCUGGACUCCCCUGCACUGUCUGCAGGAGCAACUCCCACAGCCCCAUGCAGGGUGCCCUGGGGACCACACCCCCAGGGGCCCAGCUCAGCUCUGCCCCCCAGCCUAACACUGACCACUCUGCAGCCUCAGUGCAAGAUUGCAGACCCCAUCAGCACUCUUUUCUUCUCGGUCUUUGUCCUCGGUUCCACCUUCACCAUCCUCAGGGAUGUCUUCAGGGUCCUCAUGGAAGGGACACCACGGGGCACCGAGUUCGAUGCGGUGAAGGAGGUGCUGCUGGAGGCCAGCGGGGUGCAGAGUGCCCAUGACCUGCACCUCUGGGCGCUGACGCCGAGCCACCCUGCUGUGUCAGUGCACGUAGCUGUGGAGGCUGGCGCCGACCCUGAGAUGGUGCUCUGGGAUGUCACUGCCCGGCUCCAGAGCAGGUUUGGCUUCGCAUCUUGCACCGUGCAAGUAGAGCAGCACCGGGAGGAGACAGCAGCCUGUCCCCACUGCCAGGACCCCCAUGCUUGAGACCCCUGCCUGCCGCUGCACUGGGCCUGGCCUAGCCUUGGCCGCCCCUGCCCUGGAGCAGGCCAGUGCUUGGGGUGCUGUCCCCUGCUGUCCCCACCCCACUGCUGUGUAGCCCUGGAGUGCAACAAUGCCCUCGGUGCACGGUCCUGGGUGGGACGAACACAUGGCCUGGCUCCAGCAGCACAGGGGCUCCCUGGGAUCCUCCACUCACCGCUGUGCCACAGCCUCUGAAGAAAGGGGAUCCUGCCCCACCACCCACCCCCACGGAGCCCUGCUGUCCUGGCAGGAACAGGUGUCCCCUGUGGGGGACCCUAGAUGUCGCCUUGGACCCAGAUGCUUGUGCCCCCAUCACCCCCUUUGCAGCUGCCCAGGCUUGGGGAGGGCAGGCCAGAGGAGCUGCUGCAACCC
Myiozetetes cayanensis is the source of this 1686-nucleotide messenger RNA. It is a transcript of the gene SLC30A3, whose product is annotated as solute carrier family 30 member 3. Gene Ontology annotation, cellular component: plasma membrane. NCBI's taxonomy places the organism in Eukaryota, Metazoa, Chordata, Aves, Passeriformes, Tyrannidae. The record is from RefSeq and is a predicted model, not a curated record. Gene Ontology annotation, molecular function: zinc ion transmembrane transporter activity. Gene Ontology annotation, biological process: zinc ion transmembrane transport; response to zinc ion.